Harmonia axyridis is the source of this 2110-nucleotide messenger RNA. Its product is annotated as serine/arginine-rich splicing factor 7-like. Gene Ontology annotation, molecular function: zinc ion binding; mRNA binding. The coding region runs from base 247 to 885 and encodes 212 amino acids. Gene Ontology annotation, biological process: mRNA splicing, via spliceosome. NCBI's taxonomy places the organism in Eukaryota, Metazoa, Arthropoda, Insecta, Coleoptera, Coccinellidae. Gene Ontology annotation, cellular component: nuclear speck. The transcript has 3 exons. The record is from RefSeq and is a predicted model, not a curated record.
CUUCCUACGUGCAUUUGUCAGUUGUCAAACAAAAUUGAUUCCAAUUUUCAUUAUUCUGCGUUUUAGAAUCGUUUAGUUACGUUGUUGUCGAAUUGCUGAAAGCUUCUUAGAGAAUCAUGCUUAUAUUAUAAAAUAUUAAUUUUUGUACAUUUUGUUUAUAAAUAAGAGCAUUUUCUAACAUACCCGUUGUACAAAGUGAGUAUCAUUUAGGCUUUAAUUACAGUUCAAAGAUUACUGUGUACGAUAAUGCGGGACGAUCGGGAAAAUUCCACAUCACCUGUUGCGAGAAAAAGCAGAAGUACGUCUAGGAGCAGCAAUGAAAGUAUAAAAAGUGCUGUAAGUCGUUCCAGUUAUUCCAAAUCGCGUUCAAGGUCUAGAUCCAGAAGUAGCGAAGCCGAUGGUUAUAGAUUGCAUAUUGCCGAUAUUGGAGAAGACGUUCGAAAAUCAGAUUUAGAGAAAGUUUUUAGUCCGUAUGGGACUCUAAAAGAAGUCUGGAUGACAAAUAGUACUCCGUGCUUUGGUUUUGCUGUUUUUAAAGACAGGAAAAGCGCCAGUGCAGCGCUCAGAGCUACCGAUGGAAUUGAAGUUGCAGGAUGUCGCAUUCGAGUAACACAUGCUCGACCAAGGACAAGAGGUUCUGGCAGAAGAUUCUUCAACACCAACAUGAGGUGUUACCAGUGUGGAUAUUCUGGACAUUUUUAUAGAGAUUGUCCUGAUAUGAAUGGCGGAGGACCUGUAGAUAAGAGGGAUUCACAGCACAUGGUAUUUAAUUGUAUGGUUUGGUUAUGCAAAUUAUAUGGACUUGUAGAUGAUGGGGUCCAUGUAAAAUGUCAAUGGGUUUGGAUACAUAAAUUUAUGGCCAUGUUACUUGGUGCCAUUGGUUAGACCAGGCUCAUGUUAGCUGCAUCUUUUUAGUUACGACCGUGAACGUGGCAGAAGGGGCCGUAGAGAACGCAGGGAUCGGGAUGAUUACCGUCAUGAUGGUAGGAGGAGCCAGCGCCGAUCGUCUAGGAGGUACGAAGAUUACCGCCCCUCAAGGAGCAGCAGGAAGCAUCGGUACUGACCAGGCACAGUUAGAUUAUGGUAAAAGAGGGGAUACUAACCGAAAAGCAAAAUAUUGGUUACAGAAUCGGAUGUCAAAAUUGCUGAUUUAAGUUGUGGACAUGAAAAAGGGUUUUUAGGUAAAUACUUAAUUGUUCAAAACAGAUUUUUUCCUUAUUUCAGUCAGGAUUGUUUCCAUUUCGAUGGAAAUUUCCUCAACAGUGAAGUUUUCAUUAUUAACUGAUGGAUAAUUUCCAAGAGAAAUUAUGUUAUCGAUAUCAAUUCCAGAUGCCAUUAACCUGUAUGGAAGUACAACAAUUCACACUAUCAUGAUUUAAACAUAUUCUCUUGAAAAAACUCCAUAAGUAAUUGAAAUAUUCGUUAACUGCCAGAAUAAAUUAUUUGGUUCUUUUACUCUGAAAGAUGUGGUGAGAACAUUUUUGGUAGUAUACUGUUCAUGAAUUGGUUAUAUCAAAUUGAAUUGCCUUAGAAUUACAAUUUUUUUAUGUGACUGACAAUAGGUAGAUAUUUUUAAUUUUAGUUGAAUCACCAUUUAGUUUCUUACUACUAACUUAUUGAGUCAAAAUUUUUUCAUUCUUCUGAAACUUUGUAUUUCUGCCACAAAAAAAAUGUUUUUGGGUUACCUUGUAAAAAUUUUUCUGUGCAAGUUGUAUAUUUUCGGUCCGGAUGUUUCUUUUCUGUAGUGUCUGAAAUGAAACUUUGACCAAAUAUUACUGAGAGGCAGAACAAAAAUUAUAAAUAUUAGUUUUUUUUUUGUUAAUUGUAUAGUGUUCUUGCCAUUCUGCUAUAUCCGUGCAUCCAAUACUAUGAAAAUAUAGAAUUAUUUUUCAUCAUUGUGUCCCCUGCAAUUUUAUCAAUAAUUCUUGAUAUAAGAAGUUUUUCAAAGCCACGUCUUUAAUAUUUCAACUUAGAUUUUAUGGUUAAUUCCAAAUACAUUGUAUUCUCAAUAAUUUGAAGAGUUGUAUUAGUGUGUGUAGAUUCGUAUUUAAUAUAGGUGUAUUUUCAUAAUGAAUUUGCACUACUAAAUAAAUUUUUGGCGUUAUGUUCA